GGCAGGACGAGUCGUCGUUUCGUGGAUCGUGAAGUGACGCGUGAGCUCGCACGGAGUUAACGUCAGAAAAAUUGUGGAGAACUGCGCGCCAGCAAUGGACAGGCCGCCAUACAAACUGAGCAGCGUGCUCCUCGGCCACACCGCAGACGUGAGGGCGGUGGCGGCCUUCCUCGAUGGCACCGUCGUAUCGGCCUCCCGGGACAAGACCGCGCGUGUGUGGAAACCAACCGGAAGGGGCAACGAGUAUGAGCAAUGUGCGACGUUAACAGGCCAUUCUAACUUUGUCAGUUCAGUAUGCAUUAUAAAUCCAUCAGAGAGAAACCCCAAAGGUUAUAUCAUUACUGGUAGUAACGACAAUACUAUAUGUGUUUACAUAGCGGAUGAAACGGUGCCCACACACACAAUAACAGCACAUCAGAAUAAUGUGUGUAAAUUAAAGACUGGCAAGCAGGAUGGUACGUUUCUUUCAAGUUCUUGGGAUAUGACAGCUAAAUUAUGGAAUGUGAGCGACUUGAGUAAACCACUACUAGACCUCAAAGGUCAUACUGCUGCCGUAUGGUGUAUAGCUGAUUUGUCAAAUGGCAAUAUAAUAAGUGGAUCAGCUGAUAAAUUGGUAAUAAUAUGGUCGAGAAAUGGUAUGGUGCAACACAAAUUAACAGGACAUACUGACUGCGUUCGCGAUAUAGUUGAUAUUAAAGAGGACGAGUUCCUAACUUGUGCAAACGAUGCUACCAUUAGACACUGGAAUGCCAAACUUGGAACCUGUUUAGGCACUUAUUGUGGACAUGAGAAUUAUAUCUAUAGCAUAGUAGCCAUCCCGAAUGGCACAUAUGUUUAUUCAUCUGGAGAAGAUAGGACUAUUAAAAUAUGGUAUAAUGCAGAACUGAAACAAACUAUAGUUUUGCCAACACAAUCAAUAUGGUGCAUCGAUUUAUUUUCAAACGGUGACAUAGUCGCUGGAAGUUCUGAUGGAGCCAUUCGGAUAUUCUCAUCUGAUCUCGAACGAUAUGCAAAUAGAGAGGCAUUGGAAGCAUUUGACAAGGAAGUUGCGAGUACGAUUUUAAAUGCACAGGAAGUAAUCGGAGACAUUAACGUAAAAGAUUUGCCAGAUGCAAGAGUUCUUCUGCAACCUGGCCAAAGAGAUGGUCAAACGAAAAUUGUAAAUGAAGGUGAUGCUGUUCGAGCAUACAGUUGGUCGCAAAAUGAACAUCGAUGGAUAAAAGUUGGCGAUGUGAUGGGUGCAUCUGGUGGUACUGCAGCUACCUCUGGAAAGCAACUCUAUAACGGUAUAGAGUACGAUUAUGUCUUCUCAGUCGACAUUCAAGAUGGUGUACCGCCCUUGAAACUUCCAUAUAAUAAGGAUCAAGAUCCCUGGCACGUCGCACAGAAAUUUCUUCAUGAUAAUAAUCUCAGUCAAUUUUUUUUAGAUCAGGUUGCAAAUUUCAUAAUAAAAAAUUCUGAGCCAGCUCCAGUUUUGAAUACUGGAUCGCAAUAUGUAGAUCCUUUUACAGGAGGAAAUCGAUACGUUCCUGGAUCAGGAUCAUCGUCUAGUACGUCCGAUAGUGCGCAAUCAUCCACAUUUAGUUCUUCCAACACAUGUACAUCUCCCUCUUAUAUACCUCACACGAGAUAUUUAAAGUUAGAACAAGCAAAUUUAUCUGCUAUCUUUGAAAAAUUACAUGAAUUAAAUGCUAAACAAGAAAAUAUAUAUAAAAUACCAGAAGAAGAAUUAGAUGCUAUAGAAAAGCUUACGAACAAUCAAGUCUCUGAGGAAGUUAGGGCCAAUGCUAUUAGCAUAUUAAGAAAUCUUUUAGAUUGGCCGAAUAACGCGGUGUUUCCAGCUCUCGAUAUAGCGAGACUCGCUGUACUUCACAAAGAAGUAAACAAUCUAUUUUGUACAGAAGAAUUAUUGCCAGUCAUUCGGAGGCAUAUCAAAAUCGAUGCAUUUCCGUCGAAUCAAAUGCUCACCUUCCGUCUGAUAGCCAAUAUGUUUCAACACGAAAAAGGAGAAAAACUUUGUUUAGAUUAUAGAGAUGAAAUACUCGAGUCUCUAUUAGAUCUACAAUCCCUUGGAAAUAAAAAUAAUCAGGUUGCAAUAUCGACUUAUAUAUUAAAUCUGAUCGUAGCGCUGAAUAAUUGUAAUGAUACACCUGGUAAAACGAGAGCUCUAAAUGUAUUAUUUACUGUAUUACCUCGUUUGAAUGAAUCCGAAGCAAUGUUUAGAGCUCUAGUUGGACUAGGAACCUUAUUGACCGCUACAUCAGAUCCCAGUGAUCGUAAUGAAUUAAUUAACGCUGUGCGACAAUCUGAAACUACUUUGAAUGUUCUUAGAACUUUGUCAGAAAGCACGAGCGAUCUUAGUAUCUCGAACAAAGUGGUAAAUUGUUCCAAGCAGAUUAUCGAUUUAAUUAUUUAAUGCGUUUUUGAAUGGUGAGACAUUUUAUUUUUAAGAUUAUAAAAAUAAUUAAAAGAGAGAAAAGAUUGAAAAAAUUACAAUUAAAUAUAAUUAAUUACGCAAAUGGAUUAAUGUAAAAUAAAAAAGAUUUUGUGAUGCACUAAUUAAAUUAUAAAUUAUAUAAUUUCGAUAAACGCAACUAAAAACCUAAGAUAAAAUAAGUUUGCACAUUUAUACAUGUUUUACAAUUCAAUUGCUCGAUCUUAAAAGAAAAAGAUAAUAAAUACAUCUUUAUAUAAUUAA
Molecule: messenger RNA, 2698 nt
Organism: Pogonomyrmex barbatus (red harvester ant)
Lineage: Eukaryota; Metazoa; Arthropoda; Insecta; Hymenoptera; Formicidae
Gene: Plap
Product: phospholipase A2 activator protein
Biological process (GO): proteasome-mediated ubiquitin-dependent protein catabolic process; ubiquitin recycling
Cellular component (GO): cytoplasm; nucleus
Molecular function (GO): ubiquitin binding
Source: RefSeq, a predicted model, not a curated record